AUGUUAUCAACUCGUAAAAAGUCAUGUGCUGCUUGCGUGGCUGGCAAACGGCGGUGCGAUCUCGACUUGCCUACUUGCGCUCGGUGUAAAAGAGCGAAGAAGGAGUGCGUCUAUCCCUGGAUGGCAUUUGGGAGUCCAGAUCAGACGCUUGGUCUGAAUUCAUCUCCAACGAGCGCAGAAAGUGGUAUUGUCCAAGAUGUGAAUGGGAUCUGGGCAGCGAGUGCCAAUAAUAGCAGCAAUAGCGAGGAUGGCAACCUGGAUGCCGUAUCAGGUCAUCUAUCACCGCAUCCGUCUCUAACGGUGCCCAGUCCGCUGGUACCUGGCUUGCUGUCUCAGCUAGACGGGUACAUUUCCCAAAACCAGGAUCAGGCCGUGCUGUCAUUGGGCCCGAGUCCCCGGCUGAUGCAUGCCCUUUCAUCGGGCCAACAGUCUCCCGCAUCGGACUACUCCACCCCCGAAUUUAUAUACUUUGACAUAUCAAACACUCCUCCGACCAUCGGGGCCGUGUUUCAGUCCAGAACGGAGUAUGCGGCCGACCGUCUUGCCUCGCAGCCGCAGAUGCUGGCCAUGACGGGCCACAACUGUUUCAUCCACCACACACAGGUGUCGUCGUCAGAAGUGCUGCAGGAAGCUCUCGCCGCAAGUGCCCUACAUUGCAUGAGGAACACGGCCAAUGCGGCGCUCGUGCGAGGCGAGGUUGCCAAGCGAGUGGUUCGUCUCAUUGGGUCCAUCCGACACGCCAUCACCUCCGCAUCUGAUGAUGCUGCUGCUAGCGGUGGUGUUGGCAGGGGACUCGACCUGCUCCCUGUGCUGCAAGCCCUAGUCGUCUAUCAAUGCAUUCGCUACUUUGCAAGAGACGACGUCAGCGAACGGAUGCGCGCAGAACGGGACGAAGCCAUUGUGCAAUCUCUGCUAGCAGCCCUGUAUCCGCGCCUCCGGUCCUUUUCCAAGAGCAUCGACAGCUGGGACGCCUGGAUCUACUAUGAGAGCAUGCGCCGCACCAUCCUCACCGCCGAGAUCCUAUCAGGCACGUAUCUGUUCCUGAAGCAAGGCUGGGACCAAGUCGAGGGCCGCACGCUGCAGCUGCAGUUCACGGCGCAGGUGGCUCUCUGGACGGCCAAGUCGGCGGUGGAAUGGGAGGCGAUGCGGACGCGGGGGCCCAAGCUUGAGGUGACGAUGCAGUCGUGGAUUGAAGAUACCCGAGAGGCGCUGCCGGAGGACUUGGACGAUUUGGGCCAUGUGAUUUGGGCGCUGCAUCAUGGGCUUGAGUUGAUGAAGAAUUGGCAGGGUGGGAAGGCUGAGGGACGAUGGGGGCUGCAGCCUGUGAUGGAGAGUUGGAGUUGA
This is a messenger RNA of Trichoderma gamsii, 1344 nucleotides long. RefSeq lists its product as hypothetical. The record is from RefSeq and is a predicted model, not a curated record. The coding region runs from base 1 to 1344 and encodes 447 amino acids. Lineage: Eukaryota; Fungi; Ascomycota; Sordariomycetes; Hypocreales; Hypocreaceae. The transcript has a single exon. Gene Ontology annotation, molecular function: DNA-binding transcription factor activity, RNA polymerase II-specific; zinc ion binding. Gene Ontology annotation, biological process: regulation of DNA-templated transcription.